Messenger RNA from Nasonia vitripennis (jewel wasp), 1289 nucleotides. RefSeq names its product uracil phosphoribosyltransferase homolog (gene kri). The record is from RefSeq and is a predicted model, not a curated record. Bases 55 to 864 code for a protein of 269 amino acids. NCBI's taxonomy places the organism in Eukaryota, Metazoa, Arthropoda, Insecta, Hymenoptera, Pteromalidae. The transcript is spliced from 6 exons.
AACGACCUAUAUUAAUAUUGCACGAACUUGGAACUACGGGCUCUUUUCUCGGGAAUGGCAGGCCUUUGCUCGCAAGUUAUGAUUCUAGAAAGCGUAGUCGAGAACGGCGGCAGCUCGGACGACAGUAGUAAAAUGGGUAGCGCGGACGCAGCAACGAAGAAACUGCUGCCGGAGAACGGCUGCGCUGUUCAGCCACAGAAUGACAUUUCCGAAGAGGAAUACGGUCAGAACCUCAAGAUCCUGCCGACCAAUGACCAGGUCAAGGAAUUGCAGACCAUUCUGCGGGACAAAACCACCACAAGGAGCGACUUCAAGUUCUACGCGGAUCGACUGAUAAGGUUAGUGAUCGAGGAGAGCUUAAAUCAGCUGCCAUUCUCGAAAUGUGUCAUCACCACUCCGACUGGUGCCAAAUACAAGGGCCUGAAGUAUCAGAAAGGAAACUGCGGAGUUUCCAUUGUCAGAAGUGGAGAAGCCAUGGAGCAGGGCCUUAGAGAUUGUUGUCGCAGCAUUAGGAUUGGUAAAAUUCUAGUGGAGAGCGAUGUUGACACGCAUGAAGCAAGAGUUGUUUAUGCCAAAUUUCCUGAUGACAUUGCGGAGAGAAAAAUUUUAUUGAUGUACCCUAUAAUGAGUACUGGAAACACUGUGAUAAAAGCCAUAGCUGUGUUGAAAGAACAUAAUGUGCCAGAAGAGAAUAUCAUACUGUCUAACUUGUUUUGCACACCUUUUGCAGCCAAAACUCUAGUCACCGCUUUUCCCAAGAUGAAGAUCCUGACAUCAGAAAUCCAUUCUGUGGCUCCAAAUCACUUUGGACAAAAAUAUUUUGGCUGUACAGAACGUGGUGUAAUGAAGAAAUUGAUAGACUGACAUUUUCAUCUCACAAAGAAAUUGACAAAGAUGCGGAAGACAAAUAUAUGCGUUCAAAUUAGAGCGUAGUGUUUUCAAGCAUUCCUAAAAUAUAUUAACUAUUUUUAUUGAAAGGAAUCUCAACUUGUGAUCAAAAGUGAAUGGACGCAAUAUAGCUCUUAAAUUCUCAAUACCAAAGCUCAAUAUAUUACUAGUAAUUAAAUAUAUUUUUUCAUUAUAAAGUUACCCAAGUAUGAAAGGAAGAAAUUUGACAAAUUGUCUUAGACUGAUAGUGAAAAUGUAGUUGUUAUAAUAUAGUACUGAUCUGAGUUUGUUGUUAAAAUUAAAAUACGUUUAUUUUUAUGUUAUGCAAUUCAAAUGUUUAGAAACGUAAUGUAAAACAUGUUUUUUCUGCAAAUAUAAGAUACCUAUUUAUUUCUUUAAAA